CCUUGACGCCUCAUCACCGGCGCAUUCGAUCCGAUCAUCGCACCCGAUUCUCGGUACAUCGCACUCUCUCCAGACCCAUCAUCGAACACCGCAACCAUGAGUGAUGACGACGAUUUCAUGCAGGCCUCUGACGAGGAGAACUACGAUUUCGAGUACGAAGACGACGACGAUGCGGAUCAAGGCGGUGAUGUCGAUGUGGAGAACAAAUACUACAAUGCCAAACAACUCAAGGCAGACAGUCCGGAGGAGGCGAUUGAUGAGUUCUUGGGAGUGCCAGCGUUGGAAGAGGAGAAAGGAGACUGGGGAUUCAAGGGAUUGAAGCAGGCCAUCAAGCUCGAGUUCAAGCUGGGUCGAUAUGAGAAGGCCGUCGAACACUACACAGAGCUUCUCACAUACGUCAAAUCCGCCGUCACGCGAAACUACUCGGAGAAGUCGAUCAACAACAUGCUGGACUUCAUCGAGAAGAACGCCGAGGAUGAGGCCGCGAAUCGCUGCAUGGAACAAUUCUACUCUCAAACGCUCGACUCCUUCCAAGCCACCAACAACGAGCGAUUAUGGCUCUCCACCAACACCAAGCUUGCCCGGUUAUGGCUUGCCCAGAAAGACUACGAGCGGUUGACAGGAAAGGUUCGCGAGCUACACAAGGCAUGCCAGCGCGAGGAUGGCAGCGAUGAUCCGAGCAAGGGCACAUACUCGAUGGAGGCGUACGCCUUGGAGAUCCAGAUGUAUGCGGAGACGAGGAAUAACAAGAGGUUGAAGGGACUCUAUCAACGCGCCCUCAAAGUUAGGUCGGCGGUGCCUCAUCCCAAGAUCAUGGGAAUCAUCCGCGAGUGUGGUGGCAAGAUGCACAUGAGCGAAGAGAAUUGGAAGAGCGCACAGAGCGACUUCUUCGAAUCAUUUCGCAACUACGACGAGGCUGGAUCGUUACAACGCAUUCAAGUGUUGAAGUACCUCGUGCUUACGACCAUGCUCAUGGGGUCCGACAUCAACCCAUUCGACUCACAAGAAACCAAGCCAUACAAAAAUGACCCGCGCAUCGCCGCCAUGACAGAGCUCGUCGACGCGUACCAACGAGACGACAUCCACCAAUAUGAGACAGUCCUCCAGAAGAACAAGGACCUCCUUGCCGAUCCCUUCAUCGCAGAAAACAUUGACGAAGUGACGCGCAACAUGCGCACAAAGGCGGUCGUCAAACUCGUAGCACCCUACACCCGCUUCCGGCUCGACUUCAUAGCCAAGCGGCUAAAGAUCUCCAUCCCGGAAGUCCAGGACAUCGUCGGGUUCCUCAUCAUGGACGACAAACUGCAUGGCAAGAUCAACCAGGAAGCCGGGACGGUCGAGAUCGAGAGCCGCGGCGAUCUGGAACGCAUGCACGCCGUGGCGAAUUGGACGACGGCGAUUCGUUCGCUGGCGUCCUUUGUGCUCAACGACUCCGAAGGCUUCAGAUCCGACGACGCCGGCGGUGCGGGCGCCAUGCCGGCUCUACCUUCUGGCCCAGGCCCGAAUCUCUUCGACGGCAUGAUGGCGCCUGGACGCGCGGGCGGGAAGCGCAAGGCGAACCGAGGGGCGGGGAAGUGA
Molecule: messenger RNA, 1578 nt
Organism: Zymoseptoria tritici IPO323
Lineage: Eukaryota; Fungi; Ascomycota; Dothideomycetes; Mycosphaerellales; Mycosphaerellaceae
Product: CSN2 COP9 signalosome complex
Exons: 5
Coding region: 97-1578 (493 amino acids)
Biological process (GO): protein deneddylation
Cellular component (GO): COP9 signalosome
Source: RefSeq, a predicted model, not a curated record